ACCAAAAGUGUAGUCGCGCGCACCCAGCGGAGCCACCUCACAGCUCGGGGUCCAGAUCCAGGGCCUGGGGUGGAAGCCGAACAGCUACUCCCCAGGGCAGGCCCAAGGGGUUGCUCCCAAAACUGUGAGGAACUGGCAGGUCAAGGCAGCAGCAGAGGCGAGUUUGCCUAUAUGCAAAAAAAAGAAAAUUUCAGCCUUGCAUAUUGGGAAAAAAUGUCAGAAGAGUCAGACAAAGAUGAGCAGCUCAAAGACCAAACAACCAGUGAUGAAGAUGAGUUGGAUAAUGAUACCUUUAUGAAAUAUGUAAGCGAAGAUCUCCAUCGGCGUGCACUGUUUACAGAUGCUACUGGUGACCAGUCUUUACCUCGGACUACACAGAUUUUGUUGGAAUAUCAGCUAGGGAGAUGGGUACCACGUCUUCGUGAGCCCCGAGACCUAUAUGGUAUCUCUUCAUCUGGUCCACUGAGUCAAACAAGAUGGCCAUGCCACUGUGAAGUAGUUGAAGAGAAAAUCCGGCACAUUGAUUGUGCUCCUUCCUACCCUGAGCCAUUGUAUGUCUCAGCAGGUGAUGAAUUGGAACCCCAUUAUCCAGACUCUACUCAAGGCACUGUGGUUUAUCUUGGUAAUGAUGCUUACAAAGACCACCGUUUCAUGUAUUCUCGAAUAGGAGGUGUCAGAUCUCUUCAGAAGCAUGCAGAAAUUCUGCCUGUGGAGGACUAUGACAACACUUUGAUAUUUGAAGCCAGGUUUGAGAGUGGUAAUCUGCAAAAGGUGGUCAAAGUUACUGAUUAUGAAUAUCAGUUGACUGUGCGCCCUGACCUCUUCACAAGUAGGCACACCCAGUGGUAUUACUUUCAAGUGACCAACACUCAAGCAGGGAUACCCUAUCGCUUCACCAUUGUCAACUUCACAAAGCCGGAUAGUCUGUACAGUCGAGGCAUGCGCCCACUCUUCUACUCCGAAAAAGAGGCCAAGAUGAACAGUAUUGGCUGGCAGAGAACAGGAGACCAAAUCAAGUACUAUAGGAACAAUAUAGGGCUGGAGGGGCAUCAGUUUUUUUCUCUUACAUGGACUUUCCAGUUUCCAUAUGACAAAGAUACAUGUUACUUUGCUCACUGCUACCCAUAUACGUAUGCCAGCCUGCAAGACUACCUUUUAGGUAUCACUAAUGACCCACUCAGGUCACAGUAUUGUAAAAUCCGUGUGCUUUGCCACACACUUGCUAGGAACAUGGUAUAUGUUUUAACAAUUACUACUCCUUUGAAGAAUACCGAAUCAAGAAAGCGUAAGGUGGUGAUUUUGACAGCAAGGGUACAUCCAGGAGAAACCAACAGUUCUUGGAUCAUGAAAGGCUUCCUGGAUUACAUCCUAGGAGAUUCAAGUGAUGCUCAGCUGCUCCGGGACACUUUUAUCUUCAAGGUGAUACCUAUGCUGAAUCCAGAUGGUGUGAUCGUGGGAAAUUAUCGAUGUUCCUUAGCUGGACAGGAUCUAAACCGUUGCUACACAUCUGUCCAAAAGGACUCUUAUCCUUCUGUCUGGUACACCAGGAAUAUGAUUCAUAGAUUAAUGGAAGAUCGGGAAAUUCUCCUAUAUUGUGACCUUCAUGGCCACAGUAAGAAAGGGAAUAUCUUCAUGUAUGGCUGUGAGGAUAGUGAUAAAGAUAAAGAGUUGUGCUUACAGCAACGAAUAUUUCCAUUUAUGCUGAGCAAGAAUUGUCCAAACAAAUUUUCAUUCUCAGCUUGUAAGUUUGAUGUUCAGAAGAGCAAAGAAGGAACAGGAAGGGUAGUGAUGUGGAAAAUGGGAAUCCAUAACAGCUUUACCAUGGAGGCCACUUUCUGUGGCUCCACUCUUGGUAAUAGACGAGGUACCCAUUUCAACACAAAAGACUUGGAGUCUAUGGGAUAUCAUUUUUGUGAUUCUCUUUUAGACUAUUGUGAUCCAGACCAAACAAAGUAUUAUCAAUGCAUGAAAGAAUUAGAAGAAUUGGAGAUGCAGCAGUCAGGACAAUCAGACAAAAUGCAUUAUGAUUCAGAUGCUUCAUUCAUAGAUACUGCAUUGGAUCUAGAUUCUAGUAGUGAUGAAUCUGACAUUUCAGAGACCAGUGAAACUUCAACUUUUCUCAAAGGAACUUCCCAGAAUAAAGUAAGAGAAUCAGAAGUUAUUAUUCCUCCAAACCAGGAGUCAGAAAGGAAAAACGCAAAAAACCACAGAAUGAAUAUUUUGGAGCUCACUGGGAAGCAAAUAACUAUAUUUUCUCCAUUUGGAGAAGGACCAUUUUUCAAGAAACUACACAAUCAAAAGCUGGAAUUUCUAGAACCAUAUCAAAUAAUAGUUGUGGCAGUGGACAUUGUGGGGCUCAGUUUCAAGCUUGAUCAGGCAAUAAUCCACUGACAUAUUUU
Molecule: messenger RNA, 2399 nt
Organism: Phascolarctos cinereus (koala)
Lineage: Eukaryota; Metazoa; Chordata; Mammalia; Diprotodontia; Phascolarctidae
Source: RefSeq, a predicted model, not a curated record